This is a messenger RNA of Penicillium odoratum, 354 nucleotides long. RefSeq lists its product as uncharacterized. Gene Ontology annotation, biological process: mitochondrial respiratory chain complex III assembly. The record is from RefSeq and is a predicted model, not a curated record. The transcript is spliced from 3 exons. The coding region runs from base 1 to 354 and encodes 117 amino acids. Lineage: Eukaryota; Fungi; Ascomycota; Eurotiomycetes; Eurotiales; Aspergillaceae. Gene Ontology annotation, cellular component: mitochondrial membrane.
AUGUCUCGCGCCGGAUUAUGGGCGAAGGUCAUCAUUGGUGGUAUCGCCCUGUCCGUUGGAGGCCCUGCCUUCGUGGAAUACAUUCGACCAACCGAUGAGGAACUUAAAAAGCGGUAUAGCCCGGAGCUCCAGAAGCGCAGUGCUGAGCAGGGAGAGCGCCGCGCUCAGGAGUUUGAUGAUUACGUUACCAAGCUGAAGGAGUGGUCCAAGUCUGACAAGUCCAUCUGGUAUGCUGCGCAGGAAGAGUUAGAGCGGAAGCAAGCAAUUAUCGAGGCUCAACGGGCCAAGGCGAAGGAGGAGACCCGCAUACAAAAGGAGGAGAUGCGCAAGGAGAUGCUGGGUGAGGACAAAUAG